This is a messenger RNA of Teleopsis dalmanni, 2828 nucleotides long. RefSeq lists its product as uncharacterized. NCBI's taxonomy places the organism in Eukaryota, Metazoa, Arthropoda, Insecta, Diptera, Diopsidae. Gene Ontology annotation, molecular function: protein binding. The record is from RefSeq and is a predicted model, not a curated record. Gene Ontology annotation, cellular component: plasma membrane.
AAUUGAAUCAAUGGUACAACCGCAGCAAUUACCUUAAUCAAAAUGCAAUUGAGGAUUUUACGAAUUCAAGUGGUGCACAUUCCGAUCGUUACGGGCAGGACUUCAGUUUGUUUAGUCAAUAUGCCAAUAAUAAAACUUUUGUAAAUUCCUUACAAAAACUUGUGGCAAAGGAUGAAAAUAAUUACACAGAACCACGUUAUUAUUUGGGUGACUUGAUACCAGGCACGUAUUGUUCACGAAUUUUUAGUGACUGUGACAAAAAAUCUUGCCGUUUGCAGUCUCCCAAUUAUCCUGGUAUCUAUCCAAGGAAUCUAACAUGUUACUUUGCAGUCAGACAGCAUGAUGUCCCUCAUGGCAAACAUGCGCUAAUUCUUGUGAGGCAGCCUAAAGGUAACUUGGUUUGGAUAUCCACACAGGAGACGACUGCAAAUAAACUCACACCCAGUGCAAGUGAAAAAGAAAAGAAAUUCGAACCCAGACUAAAAACUUGGAACGACUGCGAUUACAUUCAGGAAAAUGUAAAGUCCAAAUGGAAAUCAACGGACUACGUCACAGUCUACGAUGGCUACACAACACGUGACCCAAUCAUAUUGAAAUUUUGCGGUGGUGGUCAAGCAGUUCCAGCUGCAGUAUCCAGUGGACCGGAAUUGCUAGUUGAAUUUACUACAUCACCAUUUGGUACCUUUCAAGGCACAUCCUCACAGGUUUUACCAUUAUAUGGAUUUCAAUUAGAAGUUGAAGUAAAAUUCGUGGAUAUUCAAAGCCCCACCUACUCAAAAAAUAAGAAACCAUGUGAAUUUUGGAUACGUGGUGCCGGGCGUGGCAUACUAGAGAAUCCACAACACUCUUUAGCACCAAACACCACAUGUCUGUAUCAUUUACAGGGUAUUGGUGUCUUCAAAACCUUUGACCAUCUUAGUUUGUCGCGGCGUGUCACUGCACAAGGCGUACAUCAGCCAAUAUCACGUUUUAAAGUUUGGAUUUCUAUGCUGAAAUUUAAUCUCGAUCCUGAAUUCGGUCAAAUCGAUGAGACCUCAGUUGGUGCUAUUGGCGUACUACAAACACAUGAGGAUUGUAGCGGCAUGCUACGUAUCUGGGAUGGUGCUUUGCGUGAUCCACCGCAAUGCAAAGACCUAAAUUGCGUCAGUGAUGCACCUUCACAUUCUCCGUUAUCACAUUUCAAUCAGAACCACACAAACAUAAUAGCACGCUUCUGUCGUGGCACAAUUCCACGCACUUGUGAUCGAUCGAAUAUUAACGAAACAUAUGCACGUCCAUGCACCAUAUCUGAAAGUUAUGUGUCCAGCAGUGACACAAUUACUUUGGAGCUUAGGAAUACCGAGUCGACAGCGUUGAGGCCACUUGAUUUUAAGCUGAAAUACGAAUUUAUUGACCUGCAUCAGGAUGGCUUACCAAUGGGCGGCGGUGAACAUGAUUGUAGUCGUAAAUUCGUUAGCAACAUGAUGGACCGCAAGGAUCCGGCCAUAUUUCGCAGUGUACGCAACAUAUUUUUGUUUGGACGUGGUGGCACACGCAAUCUGAAAUGCAUCUACAAGUUCGAAGGUCAACGUGGUGAACGAGUACGCAUCAAAUUACGUAAGGUCACCACAAUGAACCGGCAAUGCAUGUCACGAGUGGAUGAAGAUAUUAACAGGUCGUUCUGUUACGGUGACAUUAGUGCGCGUAUUGAAAUAUUUGAACGCCCUUAUCACGAUUCAAUAUUACUGCCCAGAGGUUGCCUCUGUAAUUCCUCGAAUACAUCUCAUUUACCAGUUGAAUAUACAUCGACUAGUCGGGAUUUAGAGGUACAUUUUACUGCCUUUAACAUGUCAACACUUGAUGAUCCAGAUGCUAUAAAUUUCGAGGGACUUUUUGAGUUCAUAAAAGGACCCACCAAUUGCAAAGAUGGCAGGCGUAAAUUUGGUCCUAGUGGAACAAUUGAUAUGACAUUUGGCGAUAUGGAGUGUAGAUCAAGACCUUGGUUAAUAGAACCGUCAAAUGGCAACAAAUUCCUAUAUUUACGACUAAAAGCAGUAUUUUUACGUAAAUAUAAUCCAAAGAAACCAACGAAUACUACAAUUAUUGGCACGAGCUCAUAUCGUUGCGAGACCAAAUCCAGAGCGGUACUAACUACUGCAGAAGGUUUAACAAUAACUGCUUGUCCUUUGGGACCCGAUUCGAAAGCAUAUGAAUUUGUGGAAAUAUUUAGUGCAGGCUGGAAUGAAAGACCAAAUUACGCAAUUGCUAAUCGCUCUAAAGCUAUUAGUGUGGAGUUCCUACGUCCAGAGAAUGGAGAAUUUACUUUCAAUUGGAUGGAAAUACUUCCAAGACCAAUAUUAAGCUUAGCUGAAGACUGUCAAUAUAAAUGCUCAGAAUUAAGUGCAUGUGUUAAUGCAAGCGUCUGGUGUGAUGGUAUCGUUCACUGCCCUUCAGGCGAUGAUGAGGCCUUCUUACAAUGUUCCGCCUUUAUAAAACUGCCUACCGAAAUAUUGGCGACAUUGUGUCUCAUAAUGGUGCUAUUUGGUUGCGCCUUCGCAGCAUUUGCUUAUACAAAAAUUAAACGUAAGUUGCGUGGAUCUUCUGUGCUGCAGACACGCCUUAAAUCACUCAGUUCCAUGGACACCGCCGUUCUUGAUGAAAAAGAAGUGAUUUGCUGACAAAGCGACAAUUCUGUACGAUAUGUUGAAAUAGAUCGAGUCACCACAGUCUGACCGAAUUCUAAGGCAACACUUGAAAAAAUAUCGUGCAGAAUUGCGCUUCGGAACUAUAAGAAUUUUGGUACUGUAUACACCUGUUUUAAAUGCAUUUAAAUUACUAAUAUUUUUAAU